AUGGGUGGACCUGUGAUGUGUCAAAUUCUGAUUGUUGCUUGUGACAUCACUGUGACAUCAUCCUUGCUGAGCACAGUUCAGUCGGUCAGCGAAACGCAAGUUAUUGAUGUUAUCGAGCAAGGAGCAGGGGAACAUCCAGCAACACCUGCUAUAAGCACAUUGGAGAAUCGCAUUGAGGAGCUCGGCCACCGAUUUGUGAUCGAGCGUUCCGUGGCUGAAGGAGCCAAACGUGCCAUCAAUGCAUUCGAUCAUGGAAAGCCACUUGUUGAGGCUCAAUCAAUAUUAAACCAGGCAAAUGAAAAGCUGGACCUCCUUAAAUAUUCCAUGGAGGAACUAGUGAAAGAACUUCCUGAUAGCCAUCCCAGGAAGAGUAUUACCACCGAGGAAUUGUUCCUCAAUUCUGACAUAUCCAAGCCCACAGCACUAACGGGUACCCUGAAAGUGCGAGUAAAGGGCUGUCACAAUAUUCUGGAGAAUGUACCUGGCAGACUAAAAGACCCGUCAGUUGUUCUCCCAGGAAGGAGGACACGUCGUGGAAGAUUCUCAUUAAUGAGCCGGAUUAGAAGAAACAACCAUGUCUGCAGUCAAAACACCCAAGAGACUGUUGACUUUUCCAACGAGGUCCGUGCUCAGCUGAAGAUUGACAAUAUUCCAGUGGGUUCAACCAGUUGGAAAACUGUGUCGAAUCCAUCAUGGAAUGAGAAAUUUAAACUGGAGUUAAAUAAGUCUCGGGAGUUAGAAUUAUCUUUAUAUUGGCACGAUCGGAGAUCACUGUGUGCCACAAAGACGCUGAAGUUGGAAGAAUUCCUGGUGAAUCGGAAGCAGGAACUGUGUCUACAGCUGGAGCCACGGGGCACCCUUUUCAUCAAGGUGACAUUUUCCAAUGCUUCCAUCCAGAAAAGGCCAAAACUUCAGACAAUUCAGAAAUUCUUCUCUAAAAAACAAGAAGAGACUUUCCAGUCCACUGCAGAGGAGGAUACAGCUAUUGACGUCCUUCCAUUGCCAGUAUCUGACACUGAGAGCGUGGUUCCAUCACCACCAGCUGUCGAUACCGAUGCAGAAGAAACCAUCAAGUCCACAUCAGAGGAGGAUAUAACAUCUGACGUUCUUCCAUUGCCAGUAUCGGACACUGAGAGCGUGGUUCAAUCACUGCCUACUGUCGCUAACGAUACUGAACAGACCAUCCAAUCAGCUUCUGAGGAGGAUAUAAUAUCUGGCAGUCUUCCAUUGCCAGUAUCGGACACUGAGAGCGUGGUUCUAUCACCGCCCGCUGUCGAUACCGAUGAUGAAGAGAUUAUCCAAUCAGCAUCUGAGGAGGAUAUAGUAUUCAGUAGUCUUCCAUUGCCAGUAUCAGACAUGGAGAGCGUGGUUCCAUCACCGCCCGCUGUCGAUACCAAUACUGAAGAGAUUAUCCAAUCAGCAUCUGAGGAGGAUAUAGUAUUCAGUAGUCUUCCAUUGCCAGUAUCAGACACGGAGAGCGUGGUUCCAUCACCGCCCGCUGUCGAUACCAAUACUGAAGAGAUUAUCCAAUCAGCAUCUGAGAAGGAUAUAGUAUUCAGUAGUCUUCCAUUGCCAGUAUCAGGCACAGAGAGCGUGGUUCCAUCACCGCCUGCUGUCAAUAUUGAUACUGAAGAAACUAUCCACUCAGUAUCUGAGGAGGAUAUAAUAUCUGGCAGUCUUCCAUUGCCAGUAUUUGAAACUGAGAGCGUGGAGUCAUCACCACCCACUGACAAUACUGAAUCACAAGAGACCAGCCAAUCGGUGUCAGAGGAUGGAGCUAUUGACGUUCUUCCAUUGCCAGUGUUUAACACUGAGAGCCAAGAGUCAUCAUGGUCAAUUAGCGUUUCUCCUGUAGAAACAUCGGACACUGAAUCUGAACCAGAAGAGUCUCCUGUUGCAUAUCGUACAUCUUUUUGCAGCGAUCAGCCAGGACUUCAUGUUAUAAUCCCAGAUAUUCUGUCUCAGGAUUAUGGAGCAGGACAAGACUAUUCUAGGAACUACACUCCAAGCCAAGUGCCAUGUAAUACACCUCUACAUGAUGGCAGAGUGUCCAAUCAGGAAAACAGUGUCCUUCAAGAUCUGGAACAGUCUCAGGACCCACGCAUUCAGCGAGGAGUACAACUGAGCCUCGAUGAUUUCCAAUGUCUCUCUGUGCUGGGCAGAGGACACUUUGGAAAGGUUCUACUUGUUAACUACAAAGGUACAAACACCAUGUUCGCCCUAAAAGUCCAGAAAAAACGAAAGAUAAUUGCAUCUGAUUCUAUCGACUGUCUUAAAUAUGAGAAGAACAUCUUUCAGACCAUAAGCAGCACACGACACCCAUUCCUUGUGAAUUUGUUUGCAAGUUUCCAGACUGAAGAUCUUGUCUGCUUUGUGAUGGAAUAUGCCGCUGGUGGAGACCUAAUGUCAACUCUUUAUAAAAACAUGGCAUCUUUUACAGAAAGCAGAGCUAUGUUUUAUGCAGCCUGUUGUGUGCUCGGCCUCGAAUUUUUACAUCAGAACAAGAUUGCUCACAGAGAUCUUAAAUUGCGGAAUAUUGUUGUAGACAAGGACGGUUACGCCAAAAUUACCGACUUUGGUCUUGGCAAACAAGGGAUGGGAUUCCUCGAUAGAACCAACUCUUUCUGUGGCACACUGGAAUACAUGGCGCCGGAAAUAUUUGAGAGAAGACCGUACACAAGAUCUGUUGAUUGGUGGAGUCUGGGCGUAGUAAUUUAUGCAAUGCUGUGUGGAAGGUUUCCCUUUAAAGGUAAAGAUCGAGAGAAAGAGAUAUCGUAUAAGGUUGUAAACACCGAACCUGACUAUCCGGAGUUCCUGUCUGUAGAAGCGUUUUCAAUAAUAAAAAGUCUUAUGAAUAAAAAUUCCAGAUCCCGUCUAGGAGCCAGGAUUGGUGCCAGUGCUGUCAAGAAACAUCCUUUUUUCAAAGGAUUAGACUGGAGUGCAUUAUUUUCUAAGAACAUCAUACAUCCGUUUGUACCAUCCAUUGCCGGACCAGAGGACGUCAGUCAUUUCGACAGAGCUUAUACAACACUGGACCCCAUUCUAACACCACCGGAAGAAUCACCUUUAGAAGACCAAGACCUGUUCCAAGAUUUCGACUGGGUGGCCGAUUGGAUUUGAACAUUGAGGCAGAAAAGGAUGGACUCUGCGGGAGUAAACAUAUUAACA
Molecule: messenger RNA, 3168 nt
Organism: Pelobates fuscus (common spadefoot toad)
Lineage: Eukaryota; Metazoa; Chordata; Amphibia; Anura; Pelobatidae
Product: serine/threonine-protein kinase N2-like
Exons: 20
Coding region: 1-3120 (1039 amino acids)
Biological process (GO): protein phosphorylation; signal transduction
Cellular component (GO): cytoplasm; nucleus
Molecular function (GO): ATP binding; protein serine/threonine kinase activity
Source: RefSeq, a predicted model, not a curated record